AUGGCUCUUCUAUAUAACGAAGGAUGUAAAAAUUCUGAUGACGACUUUACCAAAUGUGACGUUUUUUUAUGUUUUAUAAAAAAGACUAAAUUCAGAACGCUAUAUUGUGAUCCUACAUUCAAAUCAGUUAUAAAAUAUAUUUCAGGUAACAUUUCAAAUGACCUUUCAAAAAAUAUUUUUACACAUGAGGUUACUGAACCACUUGAAAAUAGAGAUUCUAAAAUAACUAUUCUUUCCAAUGAUAAUAAAAAUGGUAUUGUGUUCCUAUUAGAAGUAUAUCCAUAUAAGCGUUUUUUAAUAUCUAAUACAUAUUUAUGUCGUAUACGUAAAAUAAAUCAAAAAUUAACAUUAUGUGAGUAUAUUCAAGAAAAAUAUUUUGAAAAAAGGCUUUCAUUUAGAUCCUUUGAUGUUAUUAAUAGAGAAGAUGAUAAUAAUCAUCAAUUUGGCUUAAAAGAUAUAACAAACCCUAGGCAUACAAUUAAUAAAUUAAAAUAUGAUGAUAUAUUUUUUAGUAAAGACAGCUGCCAUUUUACAACAGAAGGAUUUGAUAAAAUCCACGUUUGCAGAUAUUCUAUAUGCAAAAAGAACGAUCGAGGUCAUAUAGUUUGCAAAGAUGCCAAAUUUAAUGGAAAUUUAAUUAAUAUAAAAGAGUAUAUAAAUUAUGAAGAAAAUCAAAAAUAUAUAUAUCUCCCAAAUAAUUGUAUAGAAGAAAAUGGAAAUUUUCAUUGUACUCCAUAUUUGUGUAAAUAUGAAAAAAUGAAUGAAUUAUAUCCAUGUGAUAAGUUAGAAAUUAGUGCUGUAAAAGGUAUAAAUCCAUAUAUAGAAAGUUCAGAAAUGAGAUCCACAAACUCUAGAAUUAUACCGCAUGAAAACGACGUUAGACCAUCUACUAUUUUUGCAAUAUCUUUUUUUCCUUUCCUAAUUAUGCUUGUUUUUAUUUGGUGUUAUAUAUAUAAAAAACUAAGAAGAAAUAGAAGAAAAGGUAAGGUUGCUAGAUCUAAAGAACCAUAA
Molecule: messenger RNA, 1011 nt
Organism: Plasmodium gallinaceum
Lineage: Eukaryota; Apicomplexa; Aconoidasida; Haemosporida; Plasmodiidae
Product: fam-e protein
Exons: 2
Coding region: 1-1011 (336 amino acids)
Source: RefSeq, a predicted model, not a curated record